AUGUACUUCUCUUCUGCCCUUCCUCUAUUGGCCGCUGGCCUAGCCUCCGCUGCUCCUGUCAUUGAGAAGCGUGCCUCUCAGAUCAACGACGGAGUCAUCCUCAACUACGCUCUUACUCUGGAGCAUCUCGAGGAUAAUUUCUAUCGUCAAGGUCUCUCCAACUUUACGGAGAAGGACUUUGCGGAUGCUGGUUAUGACUCCACAUUCUACAACAACAUCAAGAAGGUCUCUUCUGAUGAGACUGCUCACGUCGACUUUAUCACCAAGGCUCUCAAGGCUGCCGGCGUCACACCCGUCGAGGAGUGCACAUACUCCUUCGGUGUCACAGACGUCAAAUCCUUCCUCGCAACCGCCUCCGUCCUCGAAGGCGUCGGCGUCUCAGCUUACCUCGGCGCCGCAGCCGACAUCAUGAGCAAGACGUACCUCACCGCCGCCGGAUCCAUCCUCACCGUCGAGGCCCGUCACUCAUCCUACAUCCGCGGUGCUCUCAAGCAGGUCCCCUUCGCCCAGCCCUUCGAUGCUCCUCUGAGCUACAACGAGGUGUACUCUCUUGCUUCAGGCUUCAUCACCGGCUGCCCCAAGGAGAACCCUGCUCUGCCCGUCAAGGCUUUCCCUGCUUUGGCUGCUGCUGCUUCGAGCAGUGAGAUUAAGACUGGUGAUACUGUUACGCUUCAGACUCCUGGUUAUACCCUCGAGGGCGCCAAGGGCCAGGGAGUCUAUGCUGCUUUCAUCGCUGUCACUGGACCUACCUUUGUUGAGGCCAAGGCUGUUGAUGGUGGUUUCUCUGUUGAGAUUCCCGAAGGCUUUGCUGGACAGACUUAUGUCGUCCUUACUGGCUGCAAGGAUGUUGUCUCUGAUGACACCGUCGCCGCUGGUCCUGCCAUCAUUGAGAUCUCCAGCUAA
This is a messenger RNA of Fusarium mangiferae, 903 nucleotides long. RefSeq lists its product as uncharacterized. The record is from RefSeq and is a predicted model, not a curated record. Bases 1 to 903 code for a protein of 300 amino acids. Lineage: Eukaryota; Fungi; Ascomycota; Sordariomycetes; Hypocreales; Nectriaceae. The transcript is spliced from 3 exons.